This is a messenger RNA of Scomber scombrus (Atlantic mackerel), 2756 nucleotides long. It is a transcript of the gene pnn, whose product is annotated as pinin, desmosome associated protein. The record is from RefSeq and is a predicted model, not a curated record. Bases 13 to 2085 code for a protein of 690 amino acids. The transcript has 9 exons. NCBI's taxonomy places the organism in Eukaryota, Metazoa, Chordata, Actinopteri, Scombriformes, Scombridae. Gene Ontology annotation, cellular component: catalytic step 2 spliceosome.
ACUGGAAGCAAGAUGGCGGUGGUAGUGCGGAGCUUGCAGGACCAGAUCGAAAAAGCAAAAGAAAGCUUAAAAAACGUAGACGAUAAUAUUCGUAAACUAACCGGACGAGAUCCUAAUGAAUCAAGACCGGGUCAGAUACGUCGGCCCGGCGGCCCCACAGCCGGCCCCGGAGGAGGAGGCAGAGGCAGAGGAAUUCACCUGCUCAGGCGUAGUCUCUCAGACAUUGGAAGCGCCGGCCCCCCUGCCAAGCAGAGGGACAUCGAGGGAGCCCUGCUAAGGCUGGCAGGGGACCAGAGGGCCAGGAGAGACGCGCGUCACGACAGCGACGCCGAGGACGAUGACGAUGUCAAAAAGCCGGCGUUGCAGUCGUCUGUAGUAGCUACCUCCAAGGAGCGAACACGCCGAGACCUCAUUCAAGACCAGACCAUGGAUGAGAGGGGAAAACAGAGGAAUCGGCGUAUGUUUGGCCUGCUGAUGGGGACCCUGCAAAAGUUCAAACAGGAGUCCAACGUCUCUACAGAGAAGCAAAAGCGACGUACAGAGAUUGAGCAGAAGCUCGAGGUUCAGGCUGAGGUUGAGAAAAAGAAAGUGGAGAAUGAAAAGAGGGAGCUGUUUGAGGAGAGGAGAUCCAAACAGACUGAGCUGAGGUUACUGGAGCAGAAAGUCGAAUUAGCUCAGCUGCAAGAAGAGUGGACCAGCCACAACAACCGUCUGGUGAAAUACGUUCGCACCAAGACCAAGCCUCACAUCUUCUACCUGCCUGGAAAAAUGUGCUCUGCCACUCAGAAACUCCUCGACGACUCCACCAAGAAACUAAACGCUGUGUUUGAUGAGAGGCGCGAGGCGUUUGCUGAACACCUCAGCAAGAUGGAGUCUCGCCCCCGGCGACAGCCAAACCGCGACCAGGACGGAAACACAGCGGCAACGGGGACGGACCACUCGGCAGAGGGUAAGCCAGCAGGUCAGGUAGUCAAGGUGACAGGUAACAAGCGGGACGCAGAGAUGGAGGAAGACGAGGAGGAAGAUGACGAGGAGGAGGAAAGGGAAAAGGAGGGGGAUAGAAAGGUGGAAGAGAAGGAGGACGGGUUAAAGAAGAUAGAGGAGGAGGUGGAGGGGAUGGAGGUUAGCGUGGGGGGGGUUGAGGAGGAGGAGGAGGAGGGGGUAAAGAAGGAGGGAGAGGAGGGGGUAAAGAACAGGGAGGAGCAGAGGGACAAAGAUAAGGAGGCAGGUCCAGGGUCAGAGGAGAUGGAGGUGGAGGUUAAGGGGGGGGCAGAGAAGGAGAACAGGAGCAAGAUAGAGGAGGGAGAAACAGACAGAAAAGAAGGGCCCACAGACCCCCAAAAUGAAAAGACCCCGGACCCCCAGUCCUCUGAAGCAACCGUAACCAUCCAAGAAGCCCCCACCAACACCAGUCAGCAGACCCAGCCUAGCCCCACCCUAACCCCAGGGGAACCAGGAGUAAAGCCCUCUGAGACCCAGGGGGCCUCUCCAACCCCAGAACCCCAAACAGCCUCCAUCACACCCGGGCAGGAUUUGAUCACAAGUGGCCUCGUGGUGCAAGAUUCAGCUGCAGAGAACCAGGGAGCAGAAGGGAAAACGGGGGAUGAAGCACCCCAAAAACCUCAAACCGAUACCCAAGAGGCCCACAGCGUGACCCCCGCCCCCUCUAAUAAUAAGGAGGACAGCAACAGCAGAGGAAGGAAGAAACAAAAGGAGCCGAAGAAGGGCCGCAGCAACAGCUCCUCCUCUUCCUCCUCCGGCUCCUCCUCCAGCGGGAGCUCGUCCUCCUCCUCAGGAUCCAGCCGCUCCUCUUCCUCCUCCUCCUCCUCUUCCUCGUCGUCGUCCAAGAGCAGCAGCCGGAGCCGCAGCCGGGACAACGGCAAGCGCAAACGGAGGUCGUCAGGCCGAGACAGGAAGAAAGGAGAAGAGAGGAGCCACCGUAAGAGAGGGGGGAGUGGCGGAGAAGGGAGGGACUCGAAAGGAUCCAAGGAGAGGAGGAAGAGGAGGAGCGACGAAGGGAGGGGCAGGUCUUCCCGGAGCGAUAGGGAGCAUAAAGAUAGAGACAGGAAGGACAAAAGACGUUAACAGAUGUGUCGCUCAGCCUCUGUGUUAAGCUGGGAAAACACACCUACUACAUGAGAUGAUGUUUUUAAACUAGCUGCUUCCCUCAAAAACGCCACAUUUUCCACGAGGCCCAUUCAAGUUUUUAACUAAGGAUGUUUCUCAGUGUAGGAAUCUGUAAGGUGAUGGAUAAACUAAAUAGAAAACAGGUGAUUUUCCAUGAUAUUUUUUUUCUUGUUACUCAGCAAAAGAAAUGUUCCCUCAAUCCUUCUCUAAUCGGAGCCCCUAAACAGGUUUGUCCUGUCCUUUUUAAAUUCAAAUGACUUCUCUUCAGUCUCACAUUCGGCUUUUAAAAACAUCUUUUGUGCCACUAUGAUGAAAAGCAAAGAUGGUAUUGAAUGUUUCUUUCUUCAUCCUGAUCAUAAUGCAUCGGGCUGUGAGGGUAUUAACGGUUACAGGAGCGGUGGCGGUUAAUCGUAACAGUAGCUGUACGUGUUUUUUUUUCAAGUCGAUGUGUCAAUGCUGUUAAUUCCUUGUUGAUUUUCACUGUUUUGAUCAGUGUCACGGCCCCCUUGUAUCUUCAUCACGUGGGUACAUGAGCAAUUUUGCUCAAAUACAGGUUUUUGAAAAUGUUUUUUUCCAUUGUUUUGUACCAGCUAAUCUGCUUCAAAUUAAAGGUGAGGUAUUAGUGGAAA